UCCUCCCACUUUUAUUCAUCUCACUCCAUCUUUCAUCCAUCCUAUACUACCUUCCAUCUAUCUCACAUCAUCGAACACACUCUUCUAUCCAAUGUGAUUACCAUCAGUAAUCAUGCUUUUCUCUGAACUUCCAGGAGAGAUCCUCCUCAACACCGGGUAUCGACUUGGGGGUGAAGCCGUGAGUCGACUCAUCCGUACAAGCCGCUUCUUUCACGACUUCUUUAAGGAAGAGAUUUACAAAAUGCACGUGAAGAGAACCAACGGUAUUGCGCUGCUCUGGGCUGCAAGCCAUGGUGAUGAGCCGUUGGUGAGAAACCUUCUCAAAUACGGUGCCAACCCUAACGUGGGCUGGGGUCCCCGGGUCCCGGGCCAGGGGGAGUGGUGCCUGCGUACCGCGGCGCGCUCCAACCUCUACUGGCGUGAAGAUGGCCGCCGCACCCAUCAGACACCCUUGACCCUUGCCGCGCAGCAAGGCUAUCUCGACAUUGUGAAGCUCUUGCUUGAUCAUGGCGCUGACCCCGGCCGCCACAACCGGGAGCAUCAGACCGCGUGCCUGGCGAGCAUCCACGCGCUGAUCCAGCAUGCCCACCACGGCCGUCUCUACCACAACGAGUGGGACCGCCUGGACGACUUCAACCAGCCUCGCAAGCCGCUCGACCCGACCCUGCUCGCCACCGUCGACUACCUCAUCCACCAGCCCGACGCGAUGUGGGGGACCCACGGCUACCGCGUGCUGAACUUGGCGCUUCAGUGGCCCGACCAGGACCUGGCGGUCUACAUGCUCCGCGACGAGCAGCUGCAGGCCGAGUUCUGUGAGCAGCCCGGCUCGCACUUCGAGGACCUGCUCCGCCACGCCGCGCUGUACCACCGCGUCGUCUUUGUUCAGCACCUGCUCGACGUCGCCUACAAGCACUACCACGUCCACGAGUGGGGCCGCCUGUCCCUCGUGGCGCGCGAUGCGACCCAGGACUAUUUCAGGAAUGCAAUGGGGCAUUACUUCCUCAUGUACAAGUAUGUCACCUUCUUUCUUUUACUUUUCGUCUGGGUCUGCGUAUGGGCUUAUGUGUCCUGGCGGUGGCUGUGAUGAUGCUGUGGGCAGCUGACUGACUUCGUGCUUACCAGCUUUCACCCGACCAGCGCGGUCUGAUCCUCCACGGCUAUGAACAGGAAAACACAAUCUAGGUUAGACUCUUAUCUGGAGGGCAGGAAAACACAACCUGGUUGGACUGUUAUCACCUCUUCGAGCAGCCUGAUUCUUGGCGUGUCUUUCAAAUAGGAAGGUAUGUUACCAAGUAUAUGCCUUCUAGAUGAUGACACGAAGGUAGAAGCCGACUAUCUUGCUACUGAGUACUA
This is a messenger RNA of Aspergillus uvarum CBS 121591, 1353 nucleotides long. RefSeq names its product ankyrin repeat domain-containing protein. Gene Ontology annotation, molecular function: protein binding. NCBI's taxonomy places the organism in Eukaryota, Fungi, Ascomycota, Eurotiomycetes, Eurotiales, Aspergillaceae. The record is from RefSeq and is a predicted model, not a curated record. The transcript has a single exon. Bases 113 to 1084 code for a protein of 323 amino acids.